AUGGCCGUCUGCCUCGUCACUCUGGUGCAAGGUGUGCUACUCAUCCUCUUGAGGAAGUGGACUCGACCUGCUGUCGAACCUCGCCAGUUCUGGCUCCAGGACCAACACCAGGCUCAUCUCAAGUGCAUCGCCCUGCCACGUUUCUCCUUCAGCAGUCUGGUGGACGGUGUAACAGCGCAGGCAUCGACCCUCGUAUCACGCGAACAUCCACACGGACGCUUCCUGACCGUGUUGAUGUUCUUGUUAAAUAUGGGGUCGUUUGUGAUGUACCUCGUCCUCACCACCCGGCCUGUAGAGUACUGUGUGGAGGAAAUGGACUCCCUCCUCAUUCUCGACUUGGGCUUUGACAUCAUGUACCUUCUGCACUUUUGGCUAAGGUUUUUCUCAGCCCAGGAUCUGAUGGUCAUGUGGUUGAACUACAAAUCCAUAGCUGACAUAUUUACUGUCGCACCAGCAUGUUUUACAGUUGUCACUGGUCGGGCCUGGCUUGGCCUCAGGUUCCUCCGGGCCUUGUACAUCCUGGAGCUCCCAGUCAUCCUGCAGAUGCUCAACAUCCUGACCAGCAAGACAUCUCAGAAGCUCUGUCGGCUGGGAGCCAUCCUCCUGGGAACCAUGUUUUUUUACGCCGGCCUCAUUCACCUGGUGGAGAGCUCCGGGGACCCCUGGCUUGAGACCCCUGGCUCCAACGCCGCGAGCCGUCCCUACUUCCUGUACGCGUACUUCCUGACGGUGACCAUGUCCACAGUGGGUUACGGGGAUGUCCUAGUCACCACCGCGUCAGGACAAUUUCUGAUCACCGUGUUCAUCUUCAUCUACCUGGGUAUGUUUGCAAGCUUCAUACCACAGAUGAUGGAGAUCCUAGCAAACAGGAAGCGCUUCAACGGGGCAUACUCCACCGUCUUGGGGAAAUCGCAUGUGGUGGUGUGCGGACAUCUGACCCUGAGCAACAUCGAGCCGUUUGUGAGGGAGUUCUACCAUGAGGACCGGGGGGAGGUGAACAUCAACCUGCUCUUCCUUGGGGACUUUUGCCCUGACGCCACGCUGGAGGAGUUCUUUGCGAGUCUCCCUGGGAAAAUCUACUUUUACCAGGGCUCGGUGCAGACCAAGAAGGACCAGGAGAGAGUCAUGAUGCGCAAAGCGUCCGCCUGUGUGAUUCUCUGUGACAGGUUUGCUGCUGACCCAGAUGCAGAGGACUCGGACACACUGAUGAAUGUGAUCUCCGUCAAGAUAUAUCACCCCAACACCAGGGUGAUUGUCCAAAUGUUGAAGCCUAGCAACAAGGUAACAUCUCCCCGCCACUGUCUGAAGAUUCCUGACUGGGACUGGAGUUGUGGCGAUGCGGCCUUGUGUCCGAUGGAGCUGAAGCUGGGCUUCAUGGCCAAGAGCUGUCUGGUCCCGGGGUUGUCUACCCUGCUGGCAAACCUGUUCACAAUGCAGGGUGAGGUGGAGCAAGAGGGAGACUCAUGGAAGAACCUCUACAUGGAGGGAAUGUACAAUGAGAUCUACACAGAGCACCUCUCAUGGCCUUUUAUAGGCAUGACCUUCGCCCAAGCCAGCAAGCUCUGCUUCCUGAAGCUGGGCCUACUGCUCAUCGGCAUUGCAACCUACAGUGAAGACGAGGAGAUGAGUGUUCUGGUGAAUCCUCCGAAGUGCAUCAAGAUCAAGCGGGGGACUCUGGGCUUCCUGGUGGCCAGCGAUGCUAGUGAUGCCGGGAGGUGCAGGCAGUCUGGGCGCCCCUCUCACCCCGGGACUCCCACACCCACAUCCUGUGGCUCUCUGACCUCGGCCAUGAACUUACGACGCCCGUCUCUGGGAGUGCUUCCCUCCAUACCUGAUCUGGAGGAGGAAGGUGACUGGACCAAGGAUCUGGAGACGGAGGGUCAGGUGACGCUCGACUCCACCGGAUUGUUCCACUGGUGUUCCCCCGUCUACCUGGACGAGGUUACUCUGACCAGAGAGAUGGCCAGUGGCCUGGCCUUCCAGAAGCACGUGGUAGCCUGUGUGUUUGGGGACCGGGGCUCCAGGCUUCUGGGCCUGCGGGCCUUCAUGAUGCCUCUGAGAGCCAGCAGCCUGACCAGGCCUGAAGUGCCCCCCGUGGUCUUCCUGGGGGACACAGACUACUUCUUGAGGGAGUGGCCCGACAUCCACUACUUCCCUCACAUCUACUUCCUGCCUGUUGAACCAGAUGAAGAUCUGUUCCCUCCUCCUCCCCUCCUCCACCCCCCUCCACCCCAGGGCUCUCCCAUGUGUCUGGACGACCUGCUCGCGGCGGGGGUGACCCGCUGUGCGCGGACGGUGAUCCUGAACGCAACAGGAUCCACCCAUGACACCGAAACGUUCCUGACCUGCUACACCCUCAACAGCCUGCAGACGGAGGCCCUCAGGCCCCAGACGGAGGCCCUCAACCCGCAGACGGAGGCCCUCAGGCCCCAGACGGAGGUCCUCAACCCGCAGACGGAGCCCCUCAGGCCCCAGAAGGAGGCCCUCAACCCUCAGGCGGAGGCCCUCAACCCGCAGACGGAGCCCCUCAGGCCCCAGACGGAGGCCCUCAACCCUCAGGCGGAGGUCCUCAGGCCCCAGACGGAGGCCCUCAACCCUCAGGCGGAGGCCCUCAGGCCCCAGACGGAGGCCCUCAACCCGCAGACGGAGCCCCACUCACCACGCCUAAAGCCCACCACAGAGUCCAUCCCUCUGCUGCUGGAAAUCGGUAACACCUCGAACAUGGAUCUGAUGAAUGAGACUGAGAGGCUGGAGGAGGCCGACAGCCUGCCCUUGACGGAGGCCUUCGCCCAGGGGAAGGUGUUCUCUGUGGACGUGCUAGACUCCCUCAUGGCCGCCACAUACUUCAACUCCAACGUUCCGCUGCUGGUGUCCACGCUGGUGACGGGAGGGGACUCGCCCUUGCUGGAGACCCAGCUGUUGGAGGAUAACCAUCUGGCAGAAGGGGUCAUGACCUCUGAGCUGUGGGCGCUGCGACACCGCUCCAGACUGACCCAGCUGGCCCUGAAGGACCAGCCUCUCUGUCGGCUCCAGGUGAAGGAGAGAACACACACGCUGAGAACACACUGUGUGUUGUUCAGGGAUCUGUUCAGCCAGGCUCUGGACUCUCUGGAGAUCCUGUGUGUCGGUCUGUACCGUCUCCUCGACCCUCCCAACCGCACCAUGAAGAGGUUUGUGAUCACCAACCCUCGAGGUGACCUCCCUCUGCUGGCCUCAGACAGGACCCUGGGUGGGAAGCUCCACCAGCUCCCCCUGGAGGUGGUGCUCCUACUGAUCGUAGGACAUGGUGGGGCGGACAUGGCUGAGAAGGCCAGGGGUGAGGGGUGA
Molecule: messenger RNA, 3327 nt
Organism: Hypomesus transpacificus
Lineage: Eukaryota; Metazoa; Chordata; Actinopteri; Osmeriformes; Osmeridae
Product: calcium-activated potassium channel subunit alpha-1-like
Exons: 26
Coding region: 1-3327 (1108 amino acids)
Biological process (GO): potassium ion transport; transmembrane transport
Cellular component (GO): postsynaptic membrane
Molecular function (GO): large conductance calcium-activated potassium channel activity
Source: RefSeq, a predicted model, not a curated record